Molecule: messenger RNA, 1353 nt
Organism: Loxodonta africana (African savanna elephant)
Lineage: Eukaryota; Metazoa; Chordata; Mammalia; Proboscidea; Elephantidae
Gene: RPA4
Product: replication protein A4
Biological process (GO): double-strand break repair via homologous recombination; nucleotide-excision repair; DNA replication
Cellular component (GO): chromosome, telomeric region; DNA replication factor A complex; site of double-strand break
Molecular function (GO): single-stranded DNA binding
Source: RefSeq, a predicted model, not a curated record
AUGAGAGCGGGUGAGAACCUGCCAGGUCCCAAUUGGCCGAAGGCAGCUGCAUUCUUGCAGCUGAUUGGCUCUGGGGAAAGCAGCUUGGAGCUGGCUUGGGGAACUCACUGUGGAGAUCAGAGCCAAACCUCCUCACCUGCCAGAACUGUCGUUAAAGUGAGUAAGGGUGGAUAUGGGAGUUAUAGAAGCUUGUCUGCUGUGGGUGGAGCCAGUGGGGGUAAUGGCCAACCCUCUAGGGGAGGUGCAACUCCUCCUGCUAAGCCCGGAAGAUCCAAAUCUGGAAUCCAGACCGUUAUACAUUGUUGUGUAAACCAGCUGCUCACCUCUACUCUCGUUGAAAUGAUUAGGGGAAUUGAGAUUUCCCAAGUCUCUAUUGUGGGGUUAAUCAGGCAGGCUGAGAGGGCACACAGUAUAUAUAUUCUUUACAAAAUUGAUGAUAUGACCUCGAAGCCUAUCAAGGCGGGACAGUGGUUUGACAGAGAGAUUCCGCUUCCAGUCAGAAUAUAUGCCAAAGUGUUUGGCAUCCUCAAAUGUGCUGCUGAAGCAAAAAGCCUUGAGGUACUGAAAAUUCAUGUCGUGGAAGACAUGAACAAGUUCACCACACGUGUUCUAGAAACUGUCAAUGCGCACGUGAUGCUGGAUAAAGCCCACCAAGCCACCCCUGGGGAAAGUGUGCCUGUUGCCCCAUCAGAAAUGUAUGACACCAUCUAUUACAGUGAGCACCACCUCAACUGCAUCCGGUAGGAGGCGCUACGUUUUAUUCACCAGUGUCCUCGACUUGAGGGAAAGAGCGCUCGGGCGCUCCAGAUCGAGCUUCCCAGCGCGAGCAUCAGAGCCAUCAAGGGUGAUUCCCUGACCAUGGAGGGCCAUGUCUGUUCUACUGUGGAUAGGGAGCAUUUUAAAUCUGCUGACUGAGGCAUCUAAAACACUCUUAAUUUUUGGAAGACCCUUGUCUCCAGCUGUGAGUAAUUUUGACCUGUUGACUUUUAGGAAGUAGGGUUUUUCAAGAAAAAUAUUAGCUGGCACCCUUUUGAAACUUUCUGCUUUUCCAACUGCUUUGAACUUUUCUGUUUUUCUAACUGUGUUUGAAGCUCAGAAGGAGAUAGUGAUGGAUAAAUUGACUGAACGUUUUGAGGAAUUACCAGCAAGCUAGUGAAAAUGUUACAAUGUAGAUAAAUUUGGUAGAGAAAAGGUACAGAAAGAGCUGAAAAUUAUUAUUUAAUUGUGUGGGAGCUUCUUUUUCUGAAAUAUCUAUAUAUUAGAAGAAGUAUACAUAGAAAGAGAACCAGCUAAGAGACCAAAAAAAAAAAAAAAAGUUUUCACACUAGACUUAUUGUACACGUUUGGAUUUAG